CCGAUCUAUGGUUGUGAUUGUCAAAAUUUUAGUAAAUUUUGCCCGCGUUCUUCGAAUUUAUUCACAUUAAUGUAUAAAACAGAAUUGCAUUGAGGUCUCAAAAAUGUGAUUUGCUGUAAAAUUGGUGAAUCGUCGAUAUAUUAAUAUAAUUUAAACACUUAUGUCGAAAUCAAAACAACCUAACCUAAAAGUUUGUUUACAUUCAAGAAAUGAAAACGGUGCCCCAAAGGAAGCCUAACAUGAGCCUAGGUGUGUUGCAGCAAAGCACAAAAAUGCCUGAAGUAACAGUAAUUAAGCACUUUCAACCGAAUCCUGCCCGAGAAACAAAAGGGCAUAUUCCUGAAGUUAAAUGUUCCGAACACCUUCCUGAGGGUAGUCGAUACUUACAUCUACACCCAGUAUUUAAAUUCGUAGAUAAUUUUCUAAGUUCUUCUGCUGAAAAUAACAAGACUCGUGCUUAUGUUAAUGGAAAAUCUUGUGUAAAGUUUAACAACAAAUCCACUUGCUGUCCAACAUACGCCGUUUCCAAUUCAUAUGUCAAAAACCUCGCAACGAAGAAAUCAAGAAUGCCAGCAUGUCUUAGUCAAAAACAGGACAGAAUUAAGACAAACUUGUGUAAUAUGAGCAGUAGUAGCAAUAUUAGAGUGUCUUUACGCCCCCCUCGGUGCACACCGUGCGUUCAUGGAAUUGCACCAUCUCCUAGUUCAAGAGAAACCGAAACCAAAUUACAGAAACCAUGUGUUGAUUUUUACAUUGAAGAAUUAAAAAGCGAAAUUAAACAAAACAAGCCUAAAAUUCAAGAACUGGACAUAAACAACGAUGAUUAUGUGAAAAAAUUAAAAGAGGAGCUGAUGGUUCAAAAGUCGCGAUGUUUGGACGACGCGAGGAACAUAAUCAACGACUUGCAAAAAGAAAUCUACAAUUAUAGACUUCAAGUAAAAGCAAGAUUUGCAUCGUCGUCAGAUACUCUAGGGGGUGACAAAACGCCAACGAAGAUUCGUCCUGCUUCGCCUCAAAGAAAGCAAAUCGGCGAUAAAGUAAUUUUUGAAUCACUUCAUUCUCCGGACGGAACAAUAGGGUCUAAACCGUGUGAGACGUUAUGGCGCUCAAAAGCGUCGUUUGCGUCCUCCACCGAUUUGGAUUCGGGUCAAGGAGCACCAGACAUAAAUUUCGAAGAGAAGCUCCAAGAAGCGAAUGUUUUGAUUGACAAAGUUAGAAAUGCAUUGAGAGAUAUUGGCAAGGGUAUACAUAAGGUUCCGGAACAAAAAAAGGUCCAAAGUCUACGUGACGCAAAAUUAAGUGGAAGAGAACUGAUAUAUGUGGUUCCAAAACCUAGCGAAGAUAAAAAAAAAGUUACGAAAGAAAUUAAAAAAAUCGAACAGAAGAAACAAGAACCUGCAGUGCCUGAGAGCGUUGUAAGAAAACUUGUAGAAGAGGCUAAAAUGAAAGCAAUUGAAGAGGAGAGGAAAAAAAUUAUAGAAGAAAAGAAAAAAAGAAUUGCACCAGAACCGAAGAAAAAUGACAGUCUUGUUGUUGUCAAAAAGCCAGCUGAGGUUAAAAAGGGGGAAGUUAGGAAACCAGAAUUGAUGAGAAAAGAGGAGCCUGCAAGUCCUAGACAGGUGUUCAUACCUAGGCCAACACUUGUUACAGAUCAUUAUGAAAAUUUAAGUGUUCAAACAGAUGUCUCACAAAGCAUGGAAAUUUUGCAAUCGAAACUAAAUGCCAUUACGGAAAUAUCAGAAACUGAUUUGACGUCGAAAACCGAGGCGAGGAAAACUGAACCGAAAUUUCCAGUUUCAACAACUGAAAGAGCUAGUAGCCCAAUAAACCUCAAACAACCGAAAAAACACCUCGACUCUGAUGUAUCAGCAGAAUCGGCUGCCGGGAGUUCAACCAGCGAUGUGGGCCGUUUCUUAAGUAUCGUAUUAGAAAGACAAUCUCAAAAUAGCAGCCUUGCCGUUGAGAAAACUCCCACAACUUCCAAGUCUAAAUCUCCAAUGCGAAACACCUCAUCUGAAAAAACAUCGAAGUUAUCAAUUCAUGUAAUGCCUCCUGUGGACAUUCCUAAAAGUUUAGUUAUGCAGAGGGUUCUCAGUUUGAGUAUAAAACCAACAGGAAGUGUUACUAAUCACAUUGCUAAAAAAGGACGGAAUGUCGGAUAUGAAGAAGUUAAAGUUCAUUUAUGUCCUGCUGAUUGUAGACUUCCGGAUGGAAGUUGUAAACUUGCGCAUGCUACUACUAGAGAUGAUACACAGGAAGAUUUAGUUUCUUGUAGUCAGUUUUGUAAAAAUGCGCCUAGUACUACUAAAGAAGAAUUAGCUUCUUGUAGUCAUCCUUUACAGGGGAUUUAUGAACCCAAUUUAUAUCGAAGACAAGCGCCAAGUGGGCAUAUUUUAUCAAAAGAGUCUGACAUUAUUAACCCAACUGCAAGUAUUUUAUCUAAAAGUCGAAGGCCUUCGGGGUUAACAGAAGAUGCAUUAAUUUUGUUCAGAUCGUUUCAAAUUUUAGACGAAGCACCGAAAGAUUCACAACUUUCGUUAUCAACCAUAACUCGUAAAAGGGCCAGAAGUAUUUCAGAGACUGAUAGAAAGUAUGAUAGACCAGAACGAAUACCUGUUUCAGCAAAAUGUUGUUCAUCUCGUGAGGUUGUUAAACCGGAUAAAGAACUUCCACAUCAUUAUAUACAUGAGAGAUCCCCAUGGGAUUUUGGUUUUUAUCAGACAAAAUCCACACAAUGUAGUAGAACUUCAUUACCUAAAGAUAUGUCUCAAAAACCGAGCGAUUCGGACGAUAUGCCAAAAUCUAGUUCUUUUGAAUUCUCCCCACGAUCGCCCACUUCGCAACGAAGCAGUUUGGAAGAAGAACCAGAAGAACAUGAGGGAAUAAGAACUCCUUCAGAAGAAUCAGUCGCUUUACCUAAGAGAGCGAUUCGAUCGACUAUUGAUCUGUCAGAAAGGAAUGGUGUUAGGAAAAGUCAAGAAUCUGCAUCUGCAUCUGUGUCUGCAUCGGUGCAUCCUUUGGAACCUCCAGUUAAAGACCAACAAGACGGGCCUGCCUAUAACAUGAGUGAUAUUUUAAAUUUAUUGAAUGAACAACAGGCCCAAGAUGUUACUAGUAUCAGCCAGUCAAUAGCAAGUCCAGCUGAACAAGAACCUCAUAAACGUAAGAGAUCUUCAAGUUCUAGAGAAAUCAAGAAUUCUGAUAGCAGCAGUAGCAGUAGUACGAGUGGGGAACAGAAGAAAGACAAAAAGAAAGACACCAAAAGGAAUUCUGCUAGUAGUAGUAGCAGUAGCAGUAGUUAUUCUAAUGCUGGUUCACCACCUCGGAUCAGUCCUAUGAAUUUAAUAACAUCACCAAGUGGAUUAAUACGUUCUCGUGAAGCGUCAACAACUCGCAGUAAGGAGAGUUCAGUUCACACCGUUAAAAGUAUUAAUGAAGCAAAAGUAAGUGUCCUAGUUUCAAAACCUGAAAUCGAUGAUAAAAAAUUAAGUGAUAAGUUACCAACCCUUGAAACUGACAGUUUCAAAGAUACGAAAUCGCAAAGUUCCAGUGGAAAAACGGGGAGAAAAACCGAUAAAAACAUCCAAGUUUCUUUAUCACCUGAAGAAUCUUCAUCUUCGAGUAGUGAAGAAGAACCAAAAGAAGAUUCAAGUACUGUGGCUUGCUUCAUAAGAGGAUUAACCGGAACAUCGGAAGAACAAUUAAAUAAACUCAAAAGUACUGCGAGUUUCCCAAAAUCAGACCCCAGUACUUGGUCUGCAGUUAAACUACCCACAAUGAAAGAAGAACUAAAUAAAGAAAUAAGCGAUCUAUCUUUGCUUGAAGAGACAAAAGAAAAAGUGGUGGGAUCAACCGAGUACACCGAUAGUCCAGAAAAUCCGGGGAAUCCAUCCACAGUGUCAACUCUGUCUGAAGUAACGAAAAUGAAACGUCUGCAACAUUUCCAAAAGAUGGCACAAGAUGCCUUGCAUUUGGAGAAGAAAUCAAAUGAGAAAGACGUUUUUAUGAGUCUAGUUCAACCAAAAGGCGAAGCUGGGGAAGGAAUGGAUCGCACUUUGCGAACUGGGAGAAAUUUGCCGUUUUACCGACGAGUUUUAGGUCGAAUUCUUGAACCGUCAAGAAAGAUGCAAACCUCACAAAGUGAUCCUACGGCAAAUCCUCUUGAUGAAUCUAUUUCUGAAGGGGAAAUUAAGUGUAGGAGUGCGAGUAUAGGGGAAAUAAGGCCGGUGAGGUAUGCUCUUGACAGGAAAAAGCUCAGUAAAGGGGUGAUGAGAUAUACAAGGAAAUAUGAUGAUCUUGGGGAUAAGCCGUGGAGAAUAGCGAGGCAAAGAACGCAGUAUAAUCAGUGGGUUUCGUAUUAUUUGCAAAAGCAUCAUAAUGUGUCGUUUAAUGAUAGUACUUCUACGUCGCUUGUUAGUAGUAAGAAGUAAAUUUGAAGUAUUGUUAAAUUUGGUUGUGCAAGAAUUGUACAAAUAUACUUUUUCACUAUUUUGCUGUUUUGAUUUAACAAUCGAAGAAAAAAAUAAAAUACCUUUCAUUUGA
Tribolium madens (black flour beetle) is the source of this 4542-nucleotide messenger RNA. RefSeq names its product serine-rich adhesin for platelets-like. NCBI's taxonomy places the organism in Eukaryota, Metazoa, Arthropoda, Insecta, Coleoptera, Tenebrionidae. The transcript is spliced from 4 exons. The record is from RefSeq and is a predicted model, not a curated record. Bases 210 to 4430 code for a protein of 1406 amino acids.